Messenger RNA from Pangasianodon hypophthalmus (striped catfish), 1602 nucleotides. It is a transcript of the gene zp2l2, whose product is annotated as zona pellucida glycoprotein 2, like 2. Bases 24 to 1532 code for a protein of 502 amino acids. Gene Ontology annotation, molecular function: acrosin binding; structural constituent of egg coat. The transcript has 9 exons. Gene Ontology annotation, cellular component: egg coat. NCBI's taxonomy places the organism in Eukaryota, Metazoa, Chordata, Actinopteri, Siluriformes, Pangasiidae. The record is from RefSeq and is a predicted model, not a curated record. Gene Ontology annotation, biological process: prevention of polyspermy; binding of sperm to zona pellucida.
AAAGCUUAUUUAUUUAAGUAAAGAUGGUAGGUAAGGUGUUGCCUGUGCUGGCAUUAGUUUAUUUUGUUCUAUAUGCCAGUUUUUGUAGUGCCCAAGUGCCAAAAGUCCUAUUACGGCAAAUGCCGUCUUUCCAGUCAGCUAGGAUGAGUGAUCAUGUGGCUCAGAGCCAGUUAACACAAUCAGGAGCCAUUCAGCAAGAAGGAAACCUGUCUCAGGUAUCUCUCCCAGAGACUAAUCAAUCAUGGCAGCAGAUCCAAAAGGUCUCUGAAGCUUCACAGCUCUGUGAGGUGGCUGAAUCUUCCCGGGUGGGUUGUGGUGAACCUGGCAUCAGUCCUGCUGACUGUGAAGCACUCGAUUGCUGUUAUGAUAAUAGACUGUGUAAGCAAGCUUACGAUGGCCCCAUGUGCUAUUAUGGAAAGGCAGUCACUGUGCAGUGCACCAUGGAUGGGCAGUUUGUAUUGGUCAUAUCCAGAGACGUCACAAUACCAAGCAUCAAUUUGGACAGCAUCAGUAUCCUGGAGGCUACUGGUGGCCCCUGUACAGCUGUUGACAGCAAUGAUGACUUUGCCAUCUACCAGUUCCCAGUCACAGCCUGCGGUGCUAGAACAAAGGUGGAAGGUGACUUCAUUGUUUAUGAGAACACUAUGGCAUCAUUGUAUGAAGUGGGUUUUGGUCCUCAUGGUGCAAUCACAAGAGACAGCUCUUUUGAGCUAACGUUCCAGUGCAGAUAUUUGGCUACAGCAGUGGAGGAUUUAGUGGUAGAUGUGAAGACUCUUCCUCCUCCUCCUCCUGUGGUUCAGCAAGGUGCCCUGAGAGUGGAGCUCAGGCUUGCUAAUGGGGCGUGUACCUCUAAAGGGUGUUCUGAUGCUGACAUGUAUAGCUCAUACUACACAGAGGCUGACUACCCUGUGACAAAGGUACUGCAGGAUCCAGUUUAUGUGGAAGUACGCAUACUGGAGAGGACUGAUCCUAAUAUCGUCCUUGUGCUGAACCACUGCUGGGCCACUAGUUCCCCAGAUUCCUCAAGCGAACCUCAGUGGGACCUGCUGGUUGAUGGAUGUCCUUAUGAAGACGACCGCUACCGGACAACUCUGGUCCCUGUCAGCACGUCUUCUGGUCUGCAGUAUCCAACUCACUACAGGCGCUUCGUUGUGAAGAUGUUUACCUUUGUUGACAAGAACUUGCUAAUCCCUCAAAAGGAACAGCUCUUCAUCCAUUGUAGUACUGCUGUGUGCCAGCUCUCAGCCACAGAGUCCUGUGAACCAAGCUGUCAUAGGACAAGAAGAUCAGUUUCAGCUACACAGGAUUCUGGGAAGAAAGUCCUAGUCUCUAGUGGUAUGGUCCUCUUUAUUGCCGACUUGCCAGUUUCUGCUAAGAGCCAAGCAGAUGGUCCUGAGCAAAUACCUCAGGGUAUCGGCUAUGGACUGUAUGGUGUAGCUGCUCUCACGGCGAUGAGUGUCUGUGUGCUCCUGGUGGCUGUUCUGAGACGAAGGCCGAAACAGCAUCCUCGUCUUCAGAUUACAAGGCUAUAGUGAAUAAAGUGACUCUCUUUAACAAACUGCCUUGGUAUGAUUUUAAUAAAAGUGCACUGAUUACAACCAA